Messenger RNA from Wyeomyia smithii (pitcher-plant mosquito), 1941 nucleotides. It is a transcript of the gene RabGGTa, whose product is annotated as geranylgeranyl transferase type-2 subunit alpha. Gene Ontology annotation, biological process: protein geranylgeranylation. The record is from RefSeq and is a predicted model, not a curated record. Gene Ontology annotation, molecular function: Rab geranylgeranyltransferase activity. The transcript has 4 exons. The coding region runs from base 218 to 1774 and encodes 518 amino acids. Gene Ontology annotation, cellular component: cytoplasm; Rab-protein geranylgeranyltransferase complex. NCBI's taxonomy places the organism in Eukaryota, Metazoa, Arthropoda, Insecta, Diptera, Culicidae.
AGAGAGGCACCUGAUAUAAAUGAGCACCCCUAGAAGAGACCCGACAGCGCGUUUAACGUGACGGAACCGUGCGAAUCAUGCUUUCAAUCAACAUCGAGCGAUGACGUUUCAAUUUUAUAGCACCGUUUGUUUUUGUUGACGGUCCUAAUUUUUCGCUGGAUGACUAACAUUAGUGGUUUACGGAUUAUCUACGUAUUAGCACAAUAAUAGUCUUAAAAUGCACGGACGCUUGAAAGUUCGCAGCAGUGCUGAGGAGGCCGCACGUAAGCGCAAAGAGCAGGAAGAGAAAGCACAGAAGUUCCGCUCCGGUAUGGGCCGAAUCUUGCUGAAAAAAGUAUCCGACGAACUGGACGACGAAAUGAUGGAACUGACGGGUCGCAUUUUGACCUCCAAUCCGGACAUUGCAACGUUGUGGAAUUUGCGAAGGCGGUGCAUUCAGAAAAUGGUUCUGGAAGAGGAGGAAGAUUUUAAACAAGGGCUGUUCGAUAAGGAUUUAAAUUUUACCGAAAUGUGUCUUCAAGUAAAUCCUAAAUCGUACUGUGCUUGGCAUCAUCGUUGUUGGAUUCUGGAGAAUGCGCCAGCUCCGAACUGGCAGAAAGAGGUGGAUUUGUGUACCAAGUAUCUAAAAUUGGACGAAAGAAAUUUUCACUGUUGGGAUUACCGUCGCUACGUAGUAGAGAAAGCGAAGGUUUCACCGGAAGCUGAGUUAGAAUUCUGUACCGAGAAAAUUCAACGAAACUUUUCCAACUAUUCCUCAUGGCACUAUCGUAGCAAGUUGCUGCCGCUAUUGUACCCGAAUUUGAACGAUCCUUCGCUCCCAAUCAGUGAGGAGAGACUACGGGGAGAACUAGAGUUGGUUCUAACGGCGGCUUUCACCGAUCCCAGUGACAGUAGCGCUUGGUUCUAUCAGCGUUGGCUUCUGGGAUAUUCACAACCGGAGCUAGAUAUCGCUGCAUUCCGAUUAGACACGGAGCGGCAAGUUGCAGUAGUAGCAUUCACUCGUCCCGUUAAUCUCAAGCUGGAGAAGGUGCGAUUGACGUUUGACUUGAGCAAGGAAACGGAUCAAAAAUUGGAGUGGGAAUCGGCUACCGAUGAUAACUAUUGCGUGACGUGGAUUUUACGGAACGUUCAGACCAAACCAUCUGAUCAAAGUUCUACACUGGUUUCGUUUUUAGAUGAAAAUGGAAAAACUUUUACUUUGCAAGCAGAAAAACAUUCCCCCUGUUCGUUCAUAGGCAUUAAAAAACCGAAGUUUGGCUUCGAGUUCGGCACCGCUGUUCUAGAUGUUUUAAAAAACCAGCUGGAAUCAUGUCAGCAACUGCUGGAGUACGAGCCAGAGAGCAAAUGGACACUGUUAACCGCUGCUCUGCUUAUGAAAGCCAUCGAUCGCGCUGGACAUCAUGCGGAGAUACUGGCGUGUUUGGAAAAGUUGCAAAGCGUAGAUCCCAUGCGAAAGGGUUAUUACCGUGAUUUAACGAGCCGUUGGAACAUCGAGCACCGGCUGGAGCAAUGGAUUGACCAGGCAAACUACGCACACAAAGUUGAUCUUUCCGGGUUGAAGCUGGAACGAAUCUUCUAUGAACAAUACUUAUCGGUUGCGGAUGAGAUUGAUCUGGGUGCGAAUCAGCUGUCGGAGAUCGCGUUGAAUAAAUUCGCUCACUUCGUGUUUUGCAAGCGGCUCUCGCUGGAGGACAGUUUUGAGAAUGGGGAAAAGGCGGAGUCGAUGGUUAAGCGGCUUUGCUGUGGUCUGAAGGAGCUGACCGUUGCUGUUUAGGGUCACUUGGUUGAUUGCAUUCCUAUUUGAUGGGUCACUGUUUGAUGCUUGCUGGGCUUCGCUUGAGCUUGCUAUUGUUAGACGUAAUAGCUUUAAGAAUAAAAUAACGAUCGAUGGAUACAUAAUAGUUGAUAUAUCAGAGGAUCAAUAAAUUAGCUUGCUAUCUA